Messenger RNA from Leptosomus discolor (cuckoo roller), 970 nucleotides. The record is from RefSeq and is a predicted model, not a curated record. Lineage: Eukaryota; Metazoa; Chordata; Aves; Leptosomiformes; Leptosomidae.
GCUGGUGGAAGAGUUCAUGCUGCUUGCGAACAUGGCCGUGGCCCAUCAGAUCUACCGCUCCUUUCCCGAGCAGGCCCUCCUUCGCCGCCACCCCCCGCCCCAAACCAAGCUGCUGAAAGACCUCAUGGAGUUUUGCAACCAAGUCGGCCUCGACAUCGACUUCAGCAGCGCGGGGACCCUGCACAAAAGUUUAAAUGAAACAUUUGGUGCUGACAAGUACUCCGAAGCCAGGAAAGAAGUGCUGACCAACAUGUUCUCCAGGCCCAUGCAGAUGGCUCUCUACUUCUGCACUGGAGUCCUGGAGGACGAGACCCUCUUUCGCCACUACGCCCUGAACGUGCCCUUCUACACGCACUUCACCUCGCCCAUCCGCCGCUACGCGGACAUCAUCGUGCACCGUCUCCUCUCCGCCUCGCUCGGUGCCAGCUCGCCCAUCAAGAUGGAGAAGGAGGCCAUCCAGAGACAGGCAGAUCACUGCAACGACCGGAAGAUGGCUUCCAAGAGGGUGCAGGAGCUCAGCGCUGACCUCUUCUUCGCCAUCUUUGUCAGGGAGUGUGGUCCUCUGGAGUCAGAGGCCAUGGUGAUGGGUGUCCUGAACGAGGCCUUUGAUGUCCUGGUGCUGAAGUUUGGAGUCCAGAAGCGCAUCUACUGCAAUGCGCUGCCCUUGCUGGGCUUCCACUUCCAGAAGGUGGGAAGGAAGCCAGAGCUCACGCUCAUGUGGGAGCCAGAGAAGCUGGAGCAGGAAUCUGUGCCCCAGGUGAUCACCAUUUUCACGCUGGUGGAGGUCGUGCUGACGUCAGACGGCGCCCCAUUGAAGUACAGCGCCCUGCUCAAGAGACCGAGCUCAGAGAAGUGAGCACCCCGGGCUGCGUGUGCUCCCCGCUGCCGACACUUGCUCAGCUCCCAGUUCCCACACCAGCACCCGCUGGGGAUGGAGGGAACCCACAAGGAGUUUGGGGUUUUGAGUUUU